UGGCCUUGGAUUCGGCCUUGACUAGUUGCACUUCACACCGUGGCGUGUAUACCACGUCUAGUCCGUUGGUUUCUUGGACAUGUUGCUUGACAACGAUACGGUCAGUCCUGUUUUGGGGCCUAACUUAUUUUUAGUUUCUGACUCAUCUUAAUAAGCUGUUUGUCCAGUCCAGAAGUGGUGGUUCUCUUUGUAUAACCAUGAAGCGAUAUGAUGGACGCACCAAACCCAUCCCCAGAAAAAAUAAGCAACAGGCGGAUUCUCAUCACCCUGCUGAAAAUUGUUGUCUUUUCCGAGUUACGCUUGGGAGUCAGAAAAUCUCCACUGUUGUGCACUCUAAGGACAUGAAUCGGUUCAACCAGGCCUAUUCGAAUCUUCUGAAAGCCAGCAUUGACGGACUGAAAAAGCGCGACAAGAAAGUUAAGGCUCCACCAGCGAAAUCAACCCGGUCCAAAACUGAAAAAGGAUGAGAGUGGAACUCAUUUUUUAUCCAUGCACAUGUACAGUGAUUUCAUUCUUAUGCGGUGUUUUUUCAUCAUUUGGGCUACUCACUCCUGUUGGUUUUGUCAUUUGCAACAGCUGCACCGGUCGCUCAGAAUCUUUUUACCUUUCCCGUUUUUUUAUUUUGGCUACAAGAAGGUUCAUUUUGGGAGGGUUUCGUAGCUACUCUCUUCUAACACUGCGACCGGA
Messenger RNA from Dicrocoelium dendriticum, 687 nucleotides. NCBI's taxonomy places the organism in Eukaryota, Metazoa, Platyhelminthes, Trematoda, Plagiorchiida, Dicrocoeliidae. The record is from the annotation of a GenBank genome assembly.